This is a messenger RNA of Myxocyprinus asiaticus (Chinese sucker), 6609 nucleotides long. RefSeq names its product sema domain, immunoglobulin domain (Ig), transmembrane domain (TM) and short cytoplasmic domain, (semaphorin) 4Ba (gene sema4ba). NCBI's taxonomy places the organism in Eukaryota, Metazoa, Chordata, Actinopteri, Cypriniformes, Catostomidae. The coding region runs from base 447 to 2951 and encodes 834 amino acids. The record is from RefSeq and is a predicted model, not a curated record. Gene Ontology annotation, biological process: neural crest cell migration; negative regulation of axon extension involved in axon guidance; positive regulation of cell migration. Gene Ontology annotation, molecular function: chemorepellent activity; semaphorin receptor binding. The transcript has 15 exons.
AGAGCGUGAGCCUUACAUCCAGACCUAUAAACUGGCAAUCUCAAGCUGGAUCUACUGCCAGCCCACUCUUAUCCUUAAGGAUUCUGAUUUCCUCUGAUUUGCCAAAGGGAUUUUUGUUUAACAUCUAGGGAACAAGUUGGAAUCUGUGUGUGAAAGAGUUGGUGAGAAGCCUGUGUGAAAGUUUACACAACCACAUGGAGACUGAUUUGGGCUGUACCACUGUCCUCAAGGACUUCUUUCUUAGUGGAAAUCCACCAUUGUGAAGCCCUGCUUAGGGAAGUGCACCAGCAUCACUGCUCGCCACAUCAGCACACUGCUCUCCUGUUCAGGGAGCACAAGUUCCCUGCUGGAGGAGAAGAAGGAAAAUAAACAAAAAAGAAAAAAGAUCUUCAUGAGUGCCAGAAAAUCCUGAGAGUUAAACAACACAUUGAGACGCAAGAAGCAAAAUGACUUCUUUCUCUCUCCUAGCCAGUGGCCUGUUCCUGCUCCAUCUUCUCCUGGUUGGAUUGGGUCAAGCAACAGAGGAUGACGUCACACCACGCCUCAGUUUCUCUUACAAUGCAAAUGAGAGGUCAGCCAAGAGAUUUUCACCCAAUGGAGUCUUCAAUUACACCUCUUUGCUCCUCAGUAAAGAGGAUAACAUGCUGUACGUUGGCGCUCGAGAGACUCUCUUCGCACUCAAUAUCACCGAUAUCAGCAGAACGCAGCUGCAGCGCAAUUUAACAUGGCACACACCACAGAGGAAGAGAGACGAGUGCAGUUUCAAAGGAAAAGACUUACAGACUGACUGCUUCAAUUACGUCAAGAUUUUACUGCGUUUGAAUAGCACUCAUCUCUAUGUGUGUGGAACAUAUGCCUUCAGCCCUAUCUGUGCAUACAUUAAUACAUCAGAUUUUUCCCUGGUGCAAAGUGAAACGGGAGAGAUAGUCACAGAAGAUGGUCGAAGCCGUUGCCCAUUCAACCCUGAAUACAAGUCUACCGCUAUAAUGGCAGAUGGUGAGCUGUAUGCCGGCACAGUCAGUAACUUUCAAGGAAAUGAACCCAUCAUUUACAAAAGCCUUGGCCAGGGCACAGCCUUAAAAACUGAAAACUCACUGAACUGGCUUCAUGACCCGGCUUUUGUGGGAUCAGCCUACAUUCAGGAGAGUUUGCCCAAAGGCAAUGCAGUGGGCGAUGAUGAUAAGAUUUACUUCUUCUUCAGUGAAGCGGGAAAGGAGUUUGAUUUCUUUGACAAUACCAUUGUGUCACGCAUCGCUCGCAUCUGUAAGGGUGAUAAAGGUGGAGAGAGGGUUCUUCAGAAGAAAUGGACAACCUUUCUGAAAGCCCAGCUCCUGUGUUCGCUUCCUGAUGACGGCUUUCCCUUCAACAUCAUCCAGGACAUGUUUGUUCUGACCCCCAGCAAAGAAGACUGGAAAAAUACUGUGUUUUAUGGAGUCUUCACCUCUCAGUGGUACAAAGGUGCUUCAGGGAGUUCAGCUGUAUGUGCGUUCACCAUGGACCAGGUUGAAGAGGCGUUUAAUGGCCGUUACCGGGAAGUUAAUCGUGAGACACAGCAGUGGUACACCUACAACCACCCAGUACCAGAACCAAGACCUGGAGCCUGCAUCACCAAUGCUGCCCGUGCCCAAAGGAUCUCCUCUUCCCUGCACAUGCCUGAUAAAGUGCUGAACUUCGUGAAGGACCACUUCCUCAUGGAUAGCGUGAUUCGCAGCCAGCCUCUGAUGCUCAAACGUAAUGUGCGCUACACACAGCUUGCUGUCCACCGGGUCCAGGCUCUCCAUAAGAUCUACGAUGUGCUCUUCAUCGGCACAGAUGACAGCAGAAUUCACAAAGCCAUCAACGUUAAGAACAAGAUGCACAUCAUUGAGGAGCUGGAGGUUUUCCCUGAGCCUCAGCCCAUACAACACAUUGAACUGGACAAUGAGAAGGGACUGUUGUUUGUGUCCAGCUAUUCUGGUUUGGUUGAAAUUCCUUUAGCCAACUGCUCCAACUACCAAAGCUGUGAAGAGUGUGUGCUGUCUAGAGAUCCUUACUGUGUCUGGACAGGGAAGCAGUGUUCAAAUUUCAGACAUGCUCCACCCAAGGGUCAAUGGCAACAAGAUGUAGAUGACGCCAACACUGCCAUGUGUAAAUUGGCAAUGCCUAGCCCACGUUCUGCAAGAAUAUCUUCACCACGUUUGCAAUCAUGUCAAGUGAUACAAAUUCCAGCCAACACAUUUACAGUUCUACCUUGUAAGCUGCGUUCCAACUUAGCCGAGAGACGAUGGGCAUACAGCAAUACCGUAGAGCGAUUUGUCUAUCCGAGUCCUGGAGGGGGGCUAGUGGUGGUUGCCCAAGUGGACAGGGAGGAAAUCUAUGAAUGUUGGUCUGAAGAAGAAGGAUACCGACAACUUCAGGCUAAUUACUGCAUUAAAGCUGAGCCCGAAAGCACCACCCUGAUUGGACGUUCCCGGACACAGUUAGUGCCACAGGGGGAGGCUAUUAUCCUACCUGGAGAAACAUGGUCACCGCAGAAAACCAAAACUUACUGGAAUGAACUGAUUGUGGUGUGUGCCUUACUUGUCUUCUCCCUGGUGGUCCUGUCUCUGUUUGUGGCUUACCGGAACCGAGACCGUAUGAAGUCCGUGUUAAAGGAAGGUGAGUGCCCCAACAAAAUGAGUGCCAUGCAACAAAAGAAACCACGGAUUCCUGGAAAGCAUACGGAGAGCCUUCCAUUAAAUGGCAACAAUAUCCCGCCCUCUGUGUCCGACCACAAGGGCUACCAGACGCUCAAUGAUAACUACAUCUGCAGUACACCCACCCAUGAAUGCUCCUCUCCAGAGAACAGUAAGAGCUUUUCCGAAUCUGAGAAGAGACCACUGAACUUAAAGGAGAGUCACGUGGAGAUCUCGCCGACGUGCCCGCGGCCUCGGGUGCGACUGGGCUCGGAGAUCAAAGACUCGAUUGUUUAAGUCUAGAAAUAUGGCGGUGAAGCCGUGGUUUGGAAUGACUGUUAAUACUAGUGGCCUCUGACUGAACAGCACCAAGGGAGGGACAGACUGAAAUAACUGGAAACAUACCAUCACUGGGUUUUAUUUUGCACUUUGUCCUCUCAUUUUGUCUUGGUGAUCUGUUCACAUUUCUCAGUCACUGCCAAGUCUGUGAAGCACUCAGAGCCGCAACGAGUGGGACGCAAGGCCUUUGUAGCUAUGCUAGAGUAAACUUAUGAUGGGCAUUGAGUGACAUUGAUCCAGUGGUCCGACAUGUACCUGCCCAGUCCGUCCUAAUUGCCCGGUGGCAUCUGUUUGAAAGCAAUAUGAUGCUCUUAGGGUUCAAUAAACUGUCAUGCUCCCAUCUCUCCCUGAAUCUGCCAUUUAGAGUUGGUUGUCCUGCAAAUGGAACCAGCAAUAGUUGAACAACAUGAAACAAAUUCAAACUUUAGUCUAUAACAGAGUCGACUAGGAUUCUCUGCUGAAUAUAGUGACAUCAGAUGAUUAGCUUACAUUUAAUCAUUAAGUGGUACAUCAAGAACUUUGAAAAGCCAGAUGAUAUAUGCAAAAACCUUUACGCAGUAUAUCAUUGUGACCUCAGCACAUAGCAGGCAUACUAUGCAAAUCACAUAGAGGAAACUGAACGGAGAAGCAUCAUGUAGAGAGCUAACUAACAGCACACAGCUGUCCUAGUACAAUAAGUGAUGCCACGUUCUCAGUAUUCUACACAUGUUCUCAGAGAUACACAUGUUAAAUAAAGUAUGCAAGUGAGAUUGAGGCACAUUCCCAUAAUAGAUGAGCCCACAGUGGGGUUUCAGUUUCUAGAACUCCGAAUAAGGCACAUUAGCAAUACUAUGAGUAUAUCCAAGGAAAAACUAAGUUCUGAACAUGAGACACCAAAAUUUGAAUGCAGUGUCUAUAGGACAGAUAUCUCGAUAUGCCUAUACCGCCAAAAUAUAUACAACAAAAAUCAGUAGUUAACAGACCAAUAAAAUAGAGUAGACCCUCUAUGUAAUAGAAGUCAAUUGAAGUGACCAAAAGUAUCUUGAGAUUGUUUACUGAUCCAAAUUGGUCGUCUGUUGUGCCAAAUGAUUUUUUUUUUUUUCAAACUGGUCUUUAGAUCUGUCAAGAGCUCUAUUUUCUUGACCCAAAAUUGUACUUCUCUCUGAGUAAAGACAUAAAUGUUGCCAUGAUGUUAACUCAAACAUUCUAAAUUCUAAUGAUGUAUUUGCAUUUGGACAGAAUGGAAAUGUUCCUGUCCUCGCUGCAUGCAAAUGCAUACAGUUUUGUGGUUAAGGCUUUACAUGCCCAUUUUAAGCUAAGUUAUGAGAUCUAUGCUCUGGAAAAAUGUAGAGAACCCAGCAGAUUAUUAUUUUUUAUUUUUUUCAUGAAAAAAUGCCAUGUUCACUGUAACACCUUAAGGCAAAGGCAGGCUAACAUAUGUGUUUGGGUGGGAGCAAUGACAAAUAGGUACAUGAAACAGUCCAUUAUAAUUAGUCAGCUGCCAAAAGAGUUGUAGUGUGUUAAUUUCAAAUUGGACUUGGUGCUACAGUACUUGGUUGCUAUGAAGCAAUGAGGAUGGAAACAAUGAAACAGGACACACAAAUAUGUAUGUUAAUAUUGCAUAGCAUCAACAUUAGGAUCCGUGUAAAAAUGUAUGGUUAAGUUCCAGUAUCAUCUAUUAAGAGUUUUACCACAUGGAAAAAUCCCAAAGACAAGCACUGUAUAUUGCACCACCCAAGUGUGUAAUUUAAUAGCUAUUGAUCUUCAAAGAUUGUGCAGACAUUUGUGUUGUGAAUGUAGUUACAUAUUGAUUGAAAGUGUUCAAAAAAUAUUCUUUCAACUGAAACGUGUCUUAUUUAAAUUUAUCAUAAAUGUUAGAAAGAGGGACAUUUACAUGAUCUGACAAAGUAGCUGUGCAUUGGCGAUGCUGCUGAUGGACUAUGACUUUGAUCACAAAGUUGUAUAAUUAUAUUGUGUCUUUAAGGGGAGGUAUUCAAAAGGUUUUAAAGGGAUAGUUCACCCAAAAAUGAAAGUUCUCUCAUCAUUUACUCACCGUCAUGCCAUCCCAGAUGUGUAUGACUUUCUUUCUUCUACUGAACUCAAACAAAGAGUUUUAGAAAAAUAUCUCAGCUCUGUAGGUCCAUACAAUACAAGUAAAUGGUGGCCAGCAUUUUGAACAUCCAAAAACACAAAGUCAGCAUAAAAGUAAUCCAUAAGGCUCCAGGGGUUAAAUCCAUAUCUUCAGAAGAGAUAUGAUGGGUGUGGGUUAGAAACAGAUCCUUUUUUUACUAUAAAUCUCCACUUUCACUUCCACAUUCUUCUUUUGUUUUUGGCGAUUUGCAUUCAUUGUGCAUAUCGCCACCUACUGGGCAGGAAUGAGAAUUUAUAGUCAUCAUAUGACUAUAAUGGAGUCAUAUGGAUUGCUUGUAUGAUGCCUUUGUAUGCUUUUUGGAACUUCAAAAUUCUGGCCACAAUUCACUUGCAUUGUAUGGACCUACAGAGCUGAGAUAUUCUUCUAAAAAUCUCUGUUUGUAUUCAGCAGAAGAAAGAAACUCAUACACAUCUGGGAUGGCAUGAUGAUGAGUAAAUGAAGAGAGAAUUUUCAUUUUUGGGUGAACUACCACUUUAAUGUUAUAUUGGGAUUGGAUGAAACAGGCAGCAUAUUGCUGCUUUUUUUUUGUUUUGUUUUUUUUGCACAGAAUGUGGGAAAGGUUUAAAUGAAAUGUUCUGGGAAUGAAUGUUCUAUCAACAAUUCUGUAGCUAGAUGGUUUUUAUAAAUGCUUCCAAGCAAUAUUUUGUGAGUCAAAGGUUGUGUGGAAAAACAAAUGUAAUCGUGUAGCCUUUUUCGUGAAUCAAACACAUGUGAACAGAAAGCAAACCUCACAUGUAUGUCUGCUCUGGUGGACUACACAGUAGAAUUACCUAUUUCCUUGUAAAGUCGCAAACCACUGUAUAUUGAAUGGUCAUCUGUGCAACAGUCCACUGCAAGGGUAUGUCUCCACUGUGCUAAUAUCUACAGAGGUCCGCUAAUAUCACAUUUAUCACACACACAGAACACUUACACUUACUGAAUAUGUUUAAAGCACAAAAAAAGAAAUACAUUAUGUAUUUGUAAAAAUUAUAUAACUGUUUUACAUAUUCUCUGACCUCUGCUUGAAAAUCACUUUCAAAAUGUCAUGCAAAAUCAUUUAAAUUGUAAGUAAAUUUACUAAUCCUUUUCAGUAACUCAUCUGAUUUUUAUCACUAGCGUGCUGUUUUACAGAGUAGACAAUGUGAAAAAUUCACUGUACAUCAGCUGCUACCUGCAAACGGUAGAUUUAGUCACAUAUAGAUCAUAUAUUCGCAUUUCUCUCUUUGACUCAGUGCUGAAUUGACUCAGACAUAAGUUGUUGGACUUAGUCUGCUAUACUCUUAAAUGCUCAGAUACAUUCUUUAUAAUGGCGCACCAAGAUGCUCUGGCCUAAUGUCUUGUAAACUUUAAUGUAAAGGUGUAUUUGUACAUUUUGCUGCCAAUGUAAAGAAAAAAAAAAACCUGUUGUGAAAUGUAUUUUUUGUAUUAUACAUCACUACUGUUUUUGUUGUUUUUAUUAUAUUGUACAUAAAAGCACUUUAAUUUAAUUUUUUUAAAUAAAAUAAA